GCAAAUGAGGGAAUUAAUUACAGAUCUUAGGUUCCUUGUAAUAUGCAAGGUGCCCAACUUAUUAUAUUACCAAACAUUAUUCCUUCUCAUAAAUUCUAAUUACUCCUCAUCUCAUUUCAUAUGACAUUUUCUUUUAUUUCGUCCCAAAAAAUUAUAUCAUCUUAUUAUAUUUAAAAUAAUUUAAUUUUAUUUCUUUUUAAUUAAUAAAAUAAAUUAAAAUCAAAUAAUAUCACGUCAAAUAGAAUGGGAGUAUUAUAUUUUUAUUUUCAGUAACUUUCUUUACCCAACCCCAAAAUGAAUGACCAAUCAAAUUUAUGCAGCUGACGAAUAAUACUAUAUAAGUAUUAUUUCUUCUGCUACUUGCUUACUCAUACAUUUAAAAUUUCACAAAGCAUUUAAAGCACCCAUUGCAUUCCUUGUGACUAUCGUUUCACUCUCAAUCUUCUCAUUCACAUACCAUAUUUUCAGUAUCUUUUCUUUUCAUUUACACGGGCCAUGGCCCAUAACCUAUUUCGGGCCAAACAACAAUCGUCUUCUUCAAGAGACAAAUCUCUGUUCGCGGCGGCCAUAGUUGCUUUUUUACUUGUCUGUGCUAUUUGGUCAUUUACUGAUCCUUUGCCCAGUUUAUCAGGUUUGUUAUACAGUCAGGAUAUUACUUCACCUGAAUAUUGCCCGCCUGGAAGGGAAGCCGUUGACCGGGGAUCCGACCCACCGGAGAAGACAUUCUACGAUGACCCGCAACUCAGUUACACCAUUAACAAACCAAUCAAAAAUUGGGACGAGAAGCGUAUCCAGUGGCUGAAACUUCAUCCUUCAUUCGCCGCCGGAAGAGCUAACCGUGUGCUCCUCCUCACUGGAUCACAGCCAACUCCAUGCAAGAACCCUAGAGGUGAUCAUUUGCUUUUAAGGUUUUUUAAAAACAAAGUUGAUUACUGUAGAAUCCAUGGCUACGAUAUUUUCUACAGCAACAAUUUUUUCCACCCUAAAAUGCGUUCUUAUUGGGCCAAAAUACCGCUUGUUCGGGCCGCCAUGCUGGCCCAUCCUGAAUCCGAGUGGAUUCUGUGGGUUGAUUCAGAUGCUAUCUUCACUGAUAUGGAUUUCAAAAUCCCAUUACACAAGUACAAUGACUAUAACUUCAUCGUCCAUGGCUGGCCUGACAUGAUUUUCAAGAAGAAAAGCUGGGUGGCUAUUAAUGCAGGGAUAUUUCUGAUCCGAAACUGUCAAUGGUCCAUGGAUUUCUUAGAUGUUUGGGCUAAUAUGGGCCCGAAAAGCCCCGAAUACGAGCAAUGGGGCAAAAUUUUACGGACAACUUUCAAGGACAAACCGUUCCCGGAGUCAGACGAUCAAUCAGCACUGAGCUAUAUAUUACUGAAAGGAGAAGAAAAAUGGAGGAGCAAAAUACAUGCGAUUACUGAUUACUCUUUGCACGGAUACUGGCUAGGAAUAGUAAACAGAUUUGAAAAAAUCACGGAGAACUACACGAAGAUAGAUAGAGAAGUACCAAGGCUACGCAGGAGACACGCUGAGGCAGUGAGUGAAACUUAUGCAGCAGCGCGGGAACCGUUGGUGGCGGAGGGCGGUGAUUGGAAGGGCGGAUGGAGGCGGCCGUUUAUCACGCACUUCACGGGGUGUCAGCCGUGUAGUGGGGACCACGCCCCGGAGUAUGUGGGCGAUUCAUGUUGGGUGGGAAUGGAACGAGCGUUGAACUUUGCGGAUAAUCAGGUGCUGCGUAAUUUCGGAUUCAUGCACGAUGAUAUCAAAAGCAAUUCACCGGUCUCUCCAGUAAAUUUCGAUUUUCCUGCAGAAGAGGUAGAAGAAUUCGUGUGAAAAAACGAAUUGCCUCCGUUUUUACUGUGGUAGGAUUAAAUCAGGUUACACAUAAUUAAGUCUUGUGAAUUUUGGAUGCUAUUUGAUUCAGUACCAAUGUAUUUGAUAGUUAUUUGUAAUGGCAAAAAAGUUUUAUAAUCCCAUACAGAUAACAAGGGGACAAAGCAAUUCACUAUGGCCUAAGCGGCUAUUUUACCAUCCUUUUUCUUAGUUCAUGGUAAUUGUAAUGUUUUUUUUAUGUUAAAA
Capsicum annuum is the source of this 2073-nucleotide messenger RNA. Its product is annotated as glycosyltransferase 6. Gene Ontology annotation, cellular component: endosome; trans-Golgi network; membrane. Bases 496 to 1827 code for a protein of 443 amino acids. Gene Ontology annotation, molecular function: galactosyltransferase activity. NCBI's taxonomy places the organism in Eukaryota, Viridiplantae, Streptophyta, Magnoliopsida, Solanales, Solanaceae. The transcript has a single exon. The record is from RefSeq and is a predicted model, not a curated record.